Aspergillus brunneoviolaceus CBS 621.78 is the source of this 1208-nucleotide messenger RNA. Its product is annotated as NmrA-like family protein. Bases 52 to 1011 code for a protein of 319 amino acids. The record is from RefSeq and is a predicted model, not a curated record. NCBI's taxonomy places the organism in Eukaryota, Fungi, Ascomycota, Eurotiomycetes, Eurotiales, Aspergillaceae. The transcript has a single exon.
UUCUACUCUGCGAAGCAAACUACAUCAUCCCCACCUCUUCAUAACCCAACAAUGACCCCCUCAAUCCUCAUCGCCGGCGCGACCGGCAACACCGGCCGGAACGUCGUCAAAACCCUAUCCCAACUGCUAGCAACGACCGACACCCUCCCCCACCACCGCAUCCUGGCCCUCACCCGCUCCCCCCAGAGCGCGAUCGCGCAGCAGCUCGCCCAGCUACCCGGCGUGGAGGUCCUCGAGCAGAACUGGGUCGAGCUGACCCCAUCCUGGCUCCAAGAACACGGCGUGGACCGCGCGUUCCUCGCAUCACACAACCAACCCCACCAAUUCGCCGAGGAAUCGAGCUUCCACGUCGCCGCCCUGCGCGCCGGGGUCCGGUACGUGGUGCGCAUCUCGACGACGGCCGCGAACGUCCGCCCGGACUGCGACGCCUACUACGCCCGGGCCCACUGGGCCAUCGAGGACCUCCUGCGCGCCCCGGAAUUCCACGGCCUGCAGUGGACCUCCCUCCAGCCGAACAUCUUUGCCGGGCUGUGGCUUGCCUCCGCCGCGGAGUUCAUCCAGCAGGCCCGUCGGACCGGCAGGCAGGGGACGCUGCGGCUGAUGGCCUCUGAGACGGCGCCGGUGGGCAUCGUCGAUCCCGAGGAGGUGGGCGCCCUGGCGGCGCACCUGUUGGUCCAGGCGGACCCGGCGGUGCACAACCGGGCCCGGUAUGUGGUCAACGGGCCUGCGGAUGUCUCCGGGCGGGAGAUCGUGCGGAUGGUGGGUGAGCGGAUCGGGGCGCCGGUGGAGAGGGUCUGCUAUGAGGACUUGUCGGGUCUCGAGGCGUACCUCGAGCGAGAGUUUAUGGGGGCUCCGCAGUCUUCGCGGAAUGUGAUCGGGUCUGUCAAGCACGCGCUCAGGACGGCGUGGGAGGGGAAGUGUGCUGCUUCUACGACAAGCCGGGAGGUGCUGGAGAUCGCGGCGCCGAAGCGGACACCGGUCCAGGUUCUGGACGAUUUGCUGAGGGAGUAGAGGGAGAAAUCGCUGUAUAUCGGUGGUGGUGGAUCGCAUACAUUUUCCUCACCUUGUGUCGAAUGGCCUUGUCUGCUCAUUUGAUUAAUUGGAAGUACUGUACAGCGCAGCUUGGUAGUGGCUGGGAGGUCAAACCCAUGCUAUCAACAACUCCGCUAGGAAUCCAAGUAUGAAUUUAAUUUUCUGAAAACAAUCAC